AAUCACCGGAAGGAACUAAAAGAGAAGACCUGAAUGUGUUGCGGUACGAGUUGAUUGCAGCCUGUGUAAUUUCGAUGAUUACUGGCUACAUUCUGUUUGCUUGGAACCAUAUCUGGCGUAAGCCCAUACGAACUAAUUUACUGCACGUUAUAAAAUUCGCACUCAUCGAAAACGACUAUGCGAAGGAGAUAAACGCCAUUCAACAGCAAUUUCAAUGUUGCGGAGUUUCGCUGAAUGGUGCGGAACCGCAACACAUUCAAGGCUCGUUACCAUGGUCAUGUUGCCGCUCCAAACAUAAUUCCAUAUCCUGUGAACAUCUGGAUUUUCGGCGAUUCAAAAGAGUGCUAAACGAAACAAAUUUUGAACGGCUUCGCAGUUAUGCGGCUCAAUUUAAGCAACACUGGGAUUGCAAGCGGAAAAAAGCACUGGCACUACAUUCGGUGUACAGCGACGAUUGUGCUAAAGCAUUUCAUCGCACCUUUAAAUUCGAGUUUUUUUAUCUCAACGCUGCCAUGUCGUAUGCAGUAGGUAAGUAGUG
Molecule: messenger RNA, 538 nt
Organism: Gongylonema pulchrum
Lineage: Eukaryota; Metazoa; Nematoda; Chromadorea; Rhabditida; Gongylonematidae
Source: the annotation of a GenBank genome assembly